Messenger RNA from Melanotaenia boesemani (Boeseman's rainbowfish), 1993 nucleotides. It is a transcript of the gene her13, whose product is annotated as hairy-related 13. The record is from RefSeq and is a predicted model, not a curated record. Gene Ontology annotation, biological process: regulation of neurogenesis; regulation of transcription by RNA polymerase II; anterior/posterior pattern specification. Gene Ontology annotation, cellular component: nucleus. Gene Ontology annotation, molecular function: protein dimerization activity; DNA-binding transcription factor activity, RNA polymerase II-specific; RNA polymerase II cis-regulatory region sequence-specific DNA binding. The transcript is spliced from 4 exons. Bases 341 to 1063 code for a protein of 240 amino acids. NCBI's taxonomy places the organism in Eukaryota, Metazoa, Chordata, Actinopteri, Atheriniformes, Melanotaeniidae.
CUCCUCGGGGCGCAGACCGAGGCUGACCACAGACAAAGGGAGUGUGCGCUCAUUGGCUCCGGCCAUGUGCGCUCCGUUGUCCCCAGCGCGAGCAGCUCAACCCCUAUUCACAUGUUAAUGAGCCCCUAUAAAUACUAACUACAGCCACUCGACAGCAGCAGCAGCAGGGCUCAUUGGGAUUGCACAAUCAACGCAGGGAGCCUCGCCUGCUAGUUUGUCGAUUUCUUUCUUCUCUUUUUUUCUGCCUGUAACCGGUUCUGUCUGCCAGCUGCACGCUGCGGACGACUCAGGAGGCGAAAGCAGGAGUGGGAGAAGCCACAGACACGGCUAUCCAACCAACAUGGCACCCUCGGUUCGGCCCAACAGCACCGGAGUUUGCACGGACGAAGACGAGCCCUACUACGGGAUUCAGAAAGGGGACAGAAAGACCAGGAAACCUCUGGUGGAGAAGAAGAGAAGAGCACGCAUCAAUGAGAGUUUGCAGGAGUUGCGGACUUUGCUGGCUGACACAGAGUUUCAUUCCAAGAUGGAGAACGCAGAGGUGCUGGAAAUGACAGUGAAAAAGGUGGAAGACAUACUAAAGAGUCGAACCCAAGAAACAGACGCACUCAACCGAGAAGCCAGUGAGAGGUUUGCGGCCGGCUACAUCCAGUGCAUGCACGAGGUCCACAUGUUUGUGUCCAGCUGUCCAGGCUUAGACGCAACGGUGGCAGCCGAGCUUCUUAAUCAUCUACUGGAGUGUAUGCCCCUGAAUGAGGACCACCUCCAGGAUGUGCUGAUGGACCUAAUCACAGACACUUCCCACAGCAACGCCGGCACUUGGCUUGGAGGCAAUGAGGUGCUUAGCACGACUCUGGCCUCUCUGGAAGGAAGGAGCCUGCCCAGCAGCGAGCCAUCUGCCCUCUCCCCGGCCCCCUCCACCACAUCCAGUGAGGACUUGUGCUCUGACCUGGAUGAGACGGACAGCGAGCACAACCAGAGCUCAACAGAUGUUAUGGAGAACAAGGAAGCUUUGAGCAUGCCCACCUUGACCUACUCUCGGUCCAUGUGGAGACCUUGGUAGGGUAUUCGUUAAUACACCGAAACAGGAAUUGUGGAAUUUCUUCCAUGUGACUUCAAGAGAAAGUUCCACCCUACAACUCAAGAGCACCAUUUCUUGCUAUGGUAUUUCUGGACACAUUUAACCCCAUUAGAAAAAAAAAAAAAAACUGCACAUGCACUGUUUAUCUUGAGGACCCCUGGACUCCCCACAAUGAUUUCUGAUUUUUCAAACCUGCUCUAUAAAGGAAUAAAGGGACCAAAUUAGACUAUGACUGAAGAGGAACUGCUGAUUACUUUGAGCGAGUAAUGACCAAAACAGGACUUUCUAUAUACUUUCAACAAGACACAAGUUUACAGCCAGUCCUCUGCAUCCUGGGGUGUAGUUAAUCACCGUACGAAGUGGAAGUAGAUGGUUCAAGCUGAUGGAACAUUUGAUCCCCAUACGCCUCAUGUACAGAAGAAAAAGGCUUUGGAUAUGUUAAGAAAUGGAUAUCGUUGUGUUAAUGGGUGGAGUUUUUCUUUAUCUCAUCAGCGGGGCCCUUCCUCUCAUGGGCCUCUCCAGCUUUGGGAAAUCCUGAAAGGACUCCCCCUUUCCAUACAGUGACACCCCAGCUGUGAGCUCUCUGUUGAGACUUCUCUUCACACCUGGAAGAAGAAGAAAGAAAGAAACUUCCCUCUCAAUACUUAAUAACCCAACAAAAGACCAGUACAAGACGCUCACACUUGUUUUUCUGCAGAACUGUGUAAAUGGGAUUUUGUAUGACGAGAAAAGCUCUUUUUUUUUUAGAACCCAAUAAGUUUUUCAAUACUUCUGAUUAAUAUAAAUAUUUCUAUGGUGUUUCAAAAAUUCCCUUAGUUUAUUGGAUGUGUAGUUCCUUAAAGACCAAUUUAUGUUGUAAUGAUGUUAGAAAUGCAAGUAGUCUGAAUUUGAUUAAUAAAAUAAUCUUGCUGA